AAGUUGGUUCCCCCGUUUCGUGAGUCUGAGGUAGACUCUUAUUUUAGAGCAUUCGAGCGCAUAGCCGCUGCUUUGAAGUGGCCGAAGGAGUUUUGGUCCCUCUUACUUCAAUGUAAGCUUGUGGGAAAAGCCCAGGAAGUGUGGUCAAGCCUGUCUAUUGAGCAGAGUUUAGAUUAUGAAACUCUUAAGAAAACUGUGUUGCAUGCAUAUGAACUUGUCCCUGAAGCAUAUCGGCAGAAAUUUAGGAAUCUUAAUAAAACUGCUAACCAGACUUUUGUUGAGUUUGCGCGAGAAAAGAAUGUGUUAUUUGAGAAAUGGUGUUGUUCAUGUAAAGUUAAAACCGUGGAAGAGUUGAAAACUCUUAUUUUGCUGGAGGACUUUAAAAAAUGUUUGCCAGAACGCAUAGUGACCUAUUUAAACGAGCAAAAGGUUUCAUCUCUCACCAACGCAGCACUUUUGGCUGACGAGUUUGUUUUAACGCACAAAAGUGUGUUCUGUGCACAGAAUUCGUUUCCGGAAAUUUUCUCUGAACGAAAAAGGUCACCAAAAGCAGUGCGUAACAAUAUGCCUGCGUUUAUUGCUAAAUCAAACGGUCGCGAAUGUUUUUAUUGUCAGGACUCAGGACAUUUAAUUGCUGCGUGCCCGGUAUUAAAGAGAAAAGAAGCGAGGGGCGCUAAAUCUCCUGCAGGCGUGGGUUUGAUUAAAACCGCUUGCUCGCCAAAGGUGCGCAUGGAGGCUGAACAAAACCCGAAAACUGACAGCGACCCGCAGUUUCUACCAUUUGUGUCACGCGGCUUUGUUUCGUUGACAGGUGAAGAAAAUGAUAAAGUGCCAGUCACAAUCCUGAGAGAUACGGGUGCGUAUCACUCAUUUUUACUAGAGUCUGUACUGCCUUUAUCUGAGAAAACAUCCUGUGGUUCCGACAUACUAGUGUGGGGAAUAAAAAUGAGUGUGACCAAAGCCCCUCUGCAUAUGGUACACCUGCAUUCGCCGUUAGUGUCGGGCUACGUUAAAGUCGCCGUGCGCCAGCGAUUGCCAAUUGAAGGAGUUUCCUUCAUUCUGGGUAAUGAUCUAGCUGGUGGGCAUGUUUUUCCCCCGCCAGAAGUCGUUGAUGUUCCUGCCCUCGCUGCUGAUUCAGGCUCACCCGCUUCAGAGGUGUUUCCUGCGUGCGCAAUUACUCGUGCGCAGGCUCGUAAAAUGGGUGAGAUGGUGGACUUGUCGGGGUCGUUUAUGGCAACGCUUGAUGAAGACGACUCUUUUGUGUCACCCAUUGAGUCUGUGAAAAUAUCAGCAUGUGAUGUUCCAGAAAUGAUUCCUGAAGACAUUAAUCAAAGCUUAAACAUGUCCAGAGAAAUGUCGAUCAAAGCGCAGCAGGGUGACCCUUCACUGGUGCCUUGUUUUUCCUCUGUUGUGGACAGAGAGGCAUCUAAAGCGCCAGUAAAAUAUUUCCUUGAGAACGGUGUGCUUUUGCGGUCUUGGUCUCCUGACUCGACUGAUCUACACAGAGUAAAUCAGGUACUGGUGCCAAAGGAAUAUAGACUCCAGAUUCUCAGUCUCGCGCACGAUGCCAGCUUAGCUGGACAUCUUGGGGUCAAGAAGACGUAUCACCGUGUAUUACGUAACUUCUUUUGGCCUGGAUUAAAAUCGGAUGUGGUGAAAUAUUGUCGCUCAUGUCAUACUUGCCAGGUAGUGGGAAAGCCAAAUAAACCGAUUCCACCAGCGCCUCUUCACCCUAUUCCAGCGUUGGGUGAGCCAUUUGAGAGGGUUCUGUUGGACUGUGUGGGCCCGUUGCCAAAAUCGAAAUCAGGCCACCAGUACAUAUUAACUGUAAUGUGCGCUGCCACUCGCUUUCCAGAGGCAAUCCCAUUACGCACAUUAAAGGCAAAGAACGUUGUGAAAGCCCUCACAAAAUUCUUUUCAACUUUUGGGUUACCCAGAGUUGUUCAAACUGAUCAGGGAACAAACUUUAUGUCAAAGGUGUUUGCCCAGGUUUUGAAGGAGUUAAAAAUUAAACAUCAAAGGUCCAGCCCUUAUCACCCAGAGAGUCAAGGUGCACUGGAACGAUUUCAUCAAACCCUAAAAACCAUGUUGCGCAAAUACUGCCUUGAAUCAGGUAAAGACUGGGAGGAGGGACUUCCACUUCUGCUUUUUGCUGUUAGAGAAGCCACCCAGGAAUCCCUUGGAUUUAGUCCGGCUGACUUAGUUUUUGGACACACUGUGCGCGGUCCCCUGCGACUGCUUAAAGAAAAGUGGUUAUCAGAGUCGCAUCAAGCCGAACAUAAUGUGUUAGAUUACGUUUGCAGUUUUAGAGAGCGUCUUUUCCGGGCAUGUCAGCUGGCCCGUGAAAAUUUGGAACAAACCCAAGGCAACAUGAAAGCCCGGUGCUCCUCCGUGGUUGGUGCAUCCAGGGUGGAUGGCUCGCACCGAUUGGCUGACGACCGGGAGGCAGCGGAUGAGAAGAGACCACCAGGGACUGCCAUUCAUUCAUCCUCGGCCCAACCCAACCGGCAGACCGUUCACUGUGUCACUGUUACUAUGUUGGUUAAUGUAAGAGCAUGUAGGGGUGGACCGCCUUUUUGUUUGAUCAGUUUUCUCCUGUUUCUGUUAGGUAGGGAGGAAAGUGAUUGUCGUUUGGUUUAGUUCUUUUGAGUAGGUAAGUUGUGUUUAUUCCUGAGAUAGGCUAUCUUUUGUUUGUUGUUUUGGCCUUGGGUUCACCCUGAAGUUAUGAUAUGCUCCCUUCCUUUGUUUAACUGCACUCAUUGUAAAUAAAUCACUGUCACAAAAUAUUAAGUGUGUGACGUGCUGCUUGGGGUUGGACGGGGAUGGAUCACCCUUUAUGUUGUGGUCUGGCCGCGCCUAGACGGGCCAUAACACUGAAUCUUUGAGGUGAUUAAACUUAAUCUAAGUCUGGUGUGACUUUUGAGAACAUAAGGGUAAUGGUGUUACUUUGUCUCUGUUAGAGCUCCCCCUGCUGGUCAGGGUGGCAGCAAAAAAAACAUUUUUUGCAAGAGCUUUGUAAACACUGGCAAUCCCACGUCUCCCAAACUGCCUACCACCUCAU
Oreochromis niloticus (Nile tilapia) is the source of this 3061-nucleotide messenger RNA. RefSeq lists its product as uncharacterized. Gene Ontology annotation, molecular function: nucleic acid binding. Lineage: Eukaryota; Metazoa; Chordata; Actinopteri; Cichliformes; Cichlidae. Bases 565 to 2640 code for a protein of 691 amino acids. Gene Ontology annotation, biological process: DNA integration. The transcript has 2 exons. The record is from RefSeq and is a predicted model, not a curated record.